AUGGCCAGUAAACAAGUCCCGGUCGCUCAGGCGGUCACGGUGAGCUUGAAGGAAUUGCAAGAUGGGACCGUGUCAUUCGACACUCUCACCGAGGCCUUUGGUCCCUCGUCCCUAGGGAUCAUCAUCGUUAAGGAUCUCCCGGAGCGAUUCAUUCAACUUCGUGCGCAAGCCCUUUCGCAUGCAUCCUAUCUUGCCGCACUUCCGUCGUCGGACCUAGAAUCUCUGGAGAGUCCCGAGUCCAAAUAUCUCGUCGGCUGGUCAUGCGGCAAAGAGACUUUGAAAUCCGGCACCUUUGACACUCUCAAAGGCUCGUAUUAUGUCAAUUGUGCCUUCUACCAGGAUCCAUCCCUGCAAAGUGCCCCAGCAGAUGGGUUUCCUGAUCUGCCACAAUACACAGCGCCAAACAUCUGGCCGCCAGAGCGCAAGCUGCCCAGUUUCCGACCCAGCGUGGAGGCGCUCUGCACUCUCAUCAUCGAUACCGCUGCGCUCGUGGCCCAGGCAUGCGAUCGCUUCGCCGAAGCCAACAUCGAGGGCUACAAGCCCGGCUACCUGACACACGUCGUCAAGACCAGUCUGACCACCAAGGCACGCCUCUUGCACUACUUCCCAGCAACCAAUGGUCCUGCCUCCUCGACGGAAAACAAGGACGAGGACGAGGACGACGACUGGUGUGCCACACACGUCGACCACGGCUGUCUGACCGGUCUCACCUCAGCCAUGUUCCUCGAUGAAGCAGCCACGCUUCCCAUCCCGGACCCAACUCCCACCACGGCGCUCCCCGAGCUGCCUCAGUCUCCGGACCCGGCGGCGGGUCUUUAUAUCCGCUCCCGAACCGGAGAGGUCGUCAAAGUCAACAUCCCCAAGGACUGCCUCGCUUUCCAGACCGGGGAGGCCUUGCAGUUGAUCACCAGAGGAAAGUUCCGUGCCGUGCCGCAUUUCGUCAAGGGUGCGCGUGUGGUGGGUGGGAAACAGCGCAUUGCGCGGAAUACCUUGGCCGUCUUCACCCAGCCCAAUCUGGACGAGGAGGUGCAGGAGGGAUUGACGUUUGCCGAGUUUGCGCGAGGAGUGGUUGCGAAGAAUUAUGAUGAAGAGAGUCGGGCUUGA
This is a messenger RNA of Penicillium oxalicum, 1104 nucleotides long. RefSeq lists its product as uncharacterized. The coding region runs from base 1 to 1104 and encodes 367 amino acids. The record is from RefSeq and is a predicted model, not a curated record. Lineage: Eukaryota; Fungi; Ascomycota; Eurotiomycetes; Eurotiales; Aspergillaceae. The transcript has 3 exons.